CCCGCGAUGUCGGCCAACGCCACGCUGAAGCCGCUCUGCCCCAUCCUGGAGCAGAUGAGCCGCCUGCAGAGCCACAGCAACUCCAGCAUCCGCUACAUCGACCACGUGGCCGUGCUGCUGCACGGGCUGGCCUCGCUGCUGGGCGUGGUGGAGAACGGCCUCAUCCUCUUCGUGGUGGGCUGCCGCAUGCGCCAGACCGUGGUCACCACCUGGGUGCUGCACCUGGCGCUGUCCGACCUGCUGGCCACUGCCUCCUUGCCCUUCUUCACCUACUUCCUGGCCGUGGGCCACUCGUGGGAGCUGGGCACCACCUUCUGCAAACUGCACUCCUCCAUCUUCUUCCUCAACAUGUUCGCCAGCGGCUUCCUGCUCAGCGCCAUCAGCCUGGACCGCUGUCUGCAGGUGGUGCGGCCGGUGUGGGCGCAGAAUCACCGCACGGUGGCCGCGGCCCACAAGGUCUGCCUGGCGCUCUGGGCGCUGGCGGUGCUCAACACCGCGCCCUACUUCGUGUUCCGGGACACCAUCCCGCGGCUGGACGGGCGCAUCAUGUGCUACUACAACGUGCUGCUCCUGCACCCGGGGCCGGACCGCGACGCCACGUGCAACUCGCGCCAGGCGGCCCUGGCCGUCAGCAAGUUCCUGCUGGCCUUCCUGCUGCCGCUGGCCGUCAUCGCCUCGAGCCACGCGGCCGUGAGCCUGCAGCUGCGCCACCGCGGCCGCCGGCGCCCGGGCCGCUUCGUGCGCCUGGUGGCGGCCGUGGUGGCGGCCUUCGCGCUCUGCUGGGGGCCCUACCACGUGUUCAGCCUGUUGGAGGCGCGGGCGCACGCCCACGCGGCCCUGCGGCCGCUCGUGUGGCGCGGGCUGCCCUUCGUCACCAGCCUGGCCUUCUUCAACAGCGUGGCCAACCCGCUGCUCUACGUGCUCACCUGCCCCGACAUGCUGCGCAAGCUGCGGCGCUCGCUGCGCGCCGUGCUCGAGAGCGUGCUGGUGGACGACAGCGACCUGGGCGGCGCGGGCAGCAGCCGCCGCCGCCACCCCUCCUCCUCCUCCUCCGUGUCGCUCGGCAGCCGCCGCCAGGCCUCGCUUGCCCCCGCGCGCCUCCUGGGCUGGCUGCGGGGCAGCCGCGCCGCACCCCCGCACAAGGGCCGGGCCCCGUCCCAGGACGAGAGGGGCCCCCUGAGCCGGGGGCUGAGCACCACCUCGGAGUAG
This is a messenger RNA of Lemur catta (Ring-tailed lemur), 1209 nucleotides long. It is a transcript of the gene PTGDR2, whose product is annotated as prostaglandin D2 receptor 2. Bases 7 to 1209 code for a protein of 400 amino acids. Gene Ontology annotation, molecular function: complement receptor activity; G protein-coupled receptor activity. Gene Ontology annotation, cellular component: plasma membrane. The record is from RefSeq and is a predicted model, not a curated record. Gene Ontology annotation, biological process: phospholipase C-activating G protein-coupled receptor signaling pathway; positive regulation of cytosolic calcium ion concentration; complement receptor mediated signaling pathway. Lineage: Eukaryota; Metazoa; Chordata; Mammalia; Primates; Lemuridae. The transcript has a single exon.